AUGAACUUUGAAGACGAGCUGAGUGCCCCGGUUUGGGAUGAUUUGGCACAUGCGAAUCGGGAACCUUUGGACGAAAUUGCCAAGGAAUUUAGGCCAGCAACGGCUGAGAAAACCGCCAAUAAGGAUGGUGAAGGUGUGACCUGGGAAUCGGGACAUACCGAAGAGGAUGAGAUGGCUGAAACAAAGAACGACACACCUGUGGUUAGAAACACAAACGAAGACUUACUUGCCUCAUUGGCUCCCGCGGAGGAUUCGUUGGCAAGCCUUACGUUGAAUUCAGGACAAGAACAACCUGGUAAGAGAGAUCCGUUAUUUGGAGAAAAUGAUAAGUCGCCCUUGAAAAUUGAGAAUGAGAGUGUUGUGACAGGUGUGUCGUCGUCGUCUUCAAAUCAAAAAAGACAGUUGAAACCUCAAAGACUGUUUACUACAGCGAGAUCAAGGCGACAUCCCUUGACGGAAGAACAGAAAAAGGGCUUGUUUAUGGAUCCAUUGGCCACGGAUGCAAAAAAAGACGAAGGAGAAGAGUUUGUCGAUGAGUCUCUGGACUAUGAGCCCAUUGCGCACGGUAAUGGUGAAAGCAUUUUACAACAAGUUGAUGCGCCGCUGUUCCGUUUGUCUCCCAGAAAAUUGCCGGCGAUUCCACCGAAAAAUGGGUCAAGUGAUAAAGUUUCAGAAUUCAUUUCAGAAGAGGAGACACCAUUAAAUCAAUUUAGAAUCGAGGUUCUGGAUCCGGUUAAAGUCGGUGAUAUCACAUCUGCACAUGUAGAAUAUUCCAUUCGGACCCAUGCUCAACAUUUGGAUCCGGCAGAUUUCCAAGUGAAACGGCGAUACCGCGAUUUCCGUUGGCUUUACCGUCAGUUGCAAAACAACCAUUGGGGUAAGAUUAUUCCACCUCCUCCAGAGAAACAGGCUGUGGGUAGAUUCAAAGAUGAUUUCAUAGAAAACAGAAGAGCUCAAAUGGAGAAAAUGUUAACGCGGAUCUCGCAGGACCCCACGUUGCAGAAGGAUCCAGACCUUAUCAUGUUUUUGAAAAGCCCGGAUUUCGGACAAGAUUCCAAAAUCAGAGAGAAUCAAACGCGGUCAAAUGCUUCCGGUGACAGUAACGAUAUUUCUGAAAUUCAUAUCAGUGAAAUCACGCUUUUGGGCGAAGAAGAUGCCAUAGACGUUCUCAAAACAGGCGGAUUAGAUGAAAGUCAUAAAAGUUUCAUGAACCUUUCCUUCUCCUCGCUUCCCAAAUACAAUGAACCCGAUUCAUUUUUCAUUGAACAAAGGCAAUCUGCUGAACUUUUGGAGGAACAGUUAAGGCAACUCUAUAAAUCCCUGGAGUUGGUUGACGUUCAGAAAAGCGAACUGGCCUCCGUUACGGACGAAUUUGUUCAAAGCAUCAAAACUCUUGAAGAGCUCGAGGUGUCCAAAAAGGCAUCUGACGUACUGUCAAGUUUCGCCAUUGUUCAUCAGAGGAUUAAAGAAUCUCUACAACGAAGCUCACUACAAGAGGCCCUCACUUUAGGCACAACAAUUGAUGAAUACACCAGGUCGCUAGGAAGCAUUAGAGCCGUUUUCAAUCAAAGAGCUAAAGUCGGAUAUUUUCUAAUGAUUGUUGAGAGCGAUUUAGUUAAGAAACAAUCCCAGUUGGAAAAGGCAAAUCGUAAUAUCAAGUCUGCUCCUGAAAGAGCGGAACAAGUAGCAAAAGACAUCACCAAGCUGCAAAAAAGAUAUUCAAAGAUAAAGGAAAAAUGGCAAGAAAUUGGAGAAACCAUCAGGCAGGAGCUCGAAAGACAUGACCAAGAGAAGAUGCGUGAUUUCCGAAACAAUAUGGAAAUCUAUUUAGAAGCCGCAAUCGAAACGCAGAAGGAGUGCAUCGAGUUAUGGGAAACGUUUUACGAAAACAAUCUGUAG
Messenger RNA from Lachancea mirantina, 1899 nucleotides. The record is from the annotation of a GenBank genome assembly. NCBI's taxonomy places the organism in Eukaryota, Fungi, Ascomycota, Saccharomycetes, Saccharomycetales, Saccharomycetaceae.